AAGGCUUCAGGUGUUCUCUUUUGCUGUAAUAAUGGUGCUCCUUCCUUGCUGCUGCACCUUGUUCCUUUCAUGGACUCUGCUGCUGUUUCUGUUAUCUGAAGUUCAAGGUGACUGCAAACAUCCAGACCCACCUCCCUAUGCUACACUCAAGAGUGGAGCUUCAAAUGAGAGCUAUCCUGCUGGGACUAUUCUGAAAUACCAUUGUAUCCCAGGUUAUGAAAUCAUACCUGAGGCAACUCCUUCUAUUACAUGUCUAAACAAUUCAAGCUGGUCAGAAACUCCUACGUUUUGUCAAGGAAAGCAAUGUCGUCCUCCACCUAUAGAGAAUGGCAAAAUAACAUCCUCAGGUGACCUACGGCUUGGUGAAGUAAUAACCUUCACCUGUGAACAAGGGUACCGGUUAAUAGGCAAACAUUCUGCUCGUUGUAUAGUGAAGGACAACAUAGUUGUUUGGGAUAGAGAUCCUCCACUUUGCCAAAUAAUCCCUUGUCAUCCCCCACCUGAAAUUAGCAAUGGAAGCUAUUCUGCAAAUCAUAUAGAUGAAUAUGUCUAUGGCUCUGCAGUAACAUACAAGUGUAAUGCUGGUUUCUCCCUUAUUGGAAAUGCAAGUAUUGCAUGUAUGAUUGCGGGAAAUGGUGUAGAUGGAGAGUGGAGUCCAGCUGCACCUGAGUGUAAAGUGGUCCAGUGUAAGAGACCAAAAGUUCAAAAUGGAAGAGUGGAAAGUAUAUUCCAGGCUACAUACACACAUGAAAAUAUUAUAAAGAUUGGAUGUGAUUCUGGGCACACUCUGGUUGGCAGCGACUUUAUUAAAUGCGGGGCUGACAGUAUGUGGCAUCCUGCCGUUCCAACAUGUGUCACGCGCAUUUUCACCACCAUUCAUCCAGGUAUAUUCAGUACCCUGCCCACCGUUCAUCCAGAAGGAGAUAAGAAAAAUGAGACUUCAGUGGUCCAGUGUAAGAAACCAGAAAUCCAAAAUGGAAAAGUGACGCCGGUACAGCAGGCCUCAUACCCAUAUGACAAAGCAGUAACGAUUGAAUGUGAUCAUGGCUAUGAUCUGGUGGGGAACAAUACUAUUAAAUGUGGGGUUGACAAUAUGUGGCAUCCUGCUGUUCCAACAUGUGUCAAGGGAUCUGGCACAACAACAGUUGCUAUUGGAAAACUGACUCUGAUCUUGGCUCUUCUAGUUCUCAUUGUGUAGUCUCAGUUAAAGAGCUACUAUUGGAAGAAAAAAAUAUCUGUGGAGUUCCUGAUCUGACUGCACUAAACGUCUGCAAUAACGCUGGUGAUGGGGAAGAAAUUUGUUCAGUUUGUAUUUUAAGUUCUAUGUAAUACAAACUUACCUAAUUUGAACUUUUAAACUAUAACUCAGUUAUCCUUCAAGGUUUACACUGUCCAAGUUUUGCAAUGGAAUUUUAUAAUAAAAAAGGACACAAAAAAACUCAUAUAUUAGGGGAAAGAAUUUUUUUAAAUCCAUUAAAUUAGGAAAAAUGGCUUGUAGAUAAUAUAUUUAUUAGGUAAAACCAGG
Messenger RNA from Elgaria multicarinata webbii, 1525 nucleotides. Its product is annotated as complement receptor type 1-like. Gene Ontology annotation, biological process: negative regulation of complement activation, classical pathway; T cell mediated immunity. Gene Ontology annotation, cellular component: plasma membrane. NCBI's taxonomy places the organism in Eukaryota, Metazoa, Chordata, Lepidosauria, Squamata, Anguidae. The transcript is spliced from 10 exons. Bases 32 to 1198 code for a protein of 388 amino acids. The record is from RefSeq and is a predicted model, not a curated record.